UCUUUCAUUUUCUUUCAUUUCACUUACAUAUGUAUUUCCAAAUUUGAAUUUGUCAUUUACUGUUUGUACGCCAGUCUUACCGGCACAAGAAUACAAAGUUGAAAUAAACGAACAACUUUUCAACGGUGACAACGUCAACGUUCAUUAAAUACAAAUUGGUGGUGUUCAUUUCUUUUGUAAGUGCCUGCAGGAGUUUUGUGGCGUGCACAACAAUUUUAUUUCAACUUUCACUGUUUCUUUCUGACGCCUGCGUUAUUUCAAAUUUAACGUUUUUCCGAAACAAUGGAAACACGAAGUCAAACGAAAGCCGAAAAGGCAUCAUCAAGAUCGUCGACGCCGCAGUCGACAGAAUCUGAUGAAAUCGACAUGGAUGGAACUGUAGUUGCAUCCACAGAACUUGAGAAGUCUUUACAAAAAAUGGUUCUGGACUUGACCGAACGCAUCAAGAUCCUGGAAUCAAGACCGAUACCGACCUUGCAAUCAUCUACGUCGAGCAAUGUUGAGUUUGCAAUUGCAACGUCGACGUACACAACAAAUUCCUCAAGUGAUAAUUUGCCUUCACAAAUCGCUCAAAUGCCAAGGAGCACACCGUUAUCUACGUGUAAUUCAUUGAAAUCUGGUGCAACUGCUAGCUACGCACAGCGACCGGCGGUGCCAUUGCAAUCGCCGCACUUAAAUUUCUUGCCGACGACUACUUGGAAUUUACCAUUCCUACCGUCAAUACCCAUGUCCGCCACCAUCACUACCACAUACGCCCGACCGAACGUAAUGCCUAUUGCUGCCAGUACACAAUUCCCGUUUAACCAAGGAACGAAUAUGGGGGCUUCAUACUCUACGGUUCCACAAUUGAGUACUCCACGAAAGUUGUACGAUUUGCCAGAAUUUAAUGGCCGCCCCGAAGACUGGCCUAUAUUUUUGACAUCUUUGAAUGAGUCCACAGCUGCGUAUGGUUAUUCCAUGCUAGAGAAUACACUUCGCCUACAGCCAAAGCCACAGUGCUCUCACUGCCUCCCACAAUGCCACGUACACAAUCGAAGCAAGUACUUGCCGUAA
Molecule: messenger RNA, 1053 nt
Organism: Rhagoletis pomonella (apple maggot)
Lineage: Eukaryota; Metazoa; Arthropoda; Insecta; Diptera; Tephritidae
Exons: 2
Coding region: 283-1053 (256 amino acids)
Source: RefSeq, a predicted model, not a curated record